GAAACCAGUUUCCAUUCUCCCAUUUCAGGAAGGAACGAGCUCAUUGCCCGAUACAUCAAACUACGAACGGGGAAGACCCGCACCAGGAAGCAGGUCUCCAGUCACAUCCAGGUUCUCGCACGGCGCAAGGCCAGGGAGAUCCAGGUGAAGCUAAAGGCUUUGCAUUUGGACCAGGUGGCCAAGGACAAGGCCCUCCAGAGCAUGGCCACCAUGUCCUCUGCCCAGAUCAUCUCUGCCACUGCCUUCCAGAACAAGAUGGCACUGCAGGGGCUGUCAAGGCCCGCCUACCCCACGGCUGGGUUCUGGCACGGACCUCUUCCAGGGCAGCCCGGUCCUGAAGACGUCAAGCCCUUUUCCCAACAGAGCUACGCCAUCCCGGCCCCCGGCCCGGCCCCCAUAACAGGUUACGAGAGCACAGCCGGCCUCUCCACGUCAGCCAGCGCCCCACCCUGGCAGGGCCGCAGCAUCGCAAGCUCCAAGCUCCGUAUGCUGGAGUUCUCCGCCUUCUUGGAGCAUCAGCAGGACCCUGAGACCUACAAUAAGCACCUGUUUGUGCACAUCGGCCAGUCGAACCCCACUUUCAGCGACCCAUACCUGGAGGCGGUGGAUAUCAGACAGAUCUACGACAAGUUCCCCGAGAAGAAGGGUGGACUCAAGGAGCUGUUUGAGAAGGGUCCUGCGGAGGCCUUCUUCCUGGUCAAGUUCUGGGCAGACCUAAGCACCAACCUUCAGGAUGACAGCAGCUCCUUCUAUGGUGUCUCCAGCCAGUACGAGAGCUCUGAGAACAUGAUCAUCACCUCAUCCACCAAAGUGUGCUCCUUCGGCAAGCAGGUGGUGGAGAAGGUGGAGACGGAGUACGCCCGCUUUGAGAAUGGCCGCUACAUCUUCCGCAUCCACCGCUCACCGCUGUGCGAGUACAUGAUCAACUUCAUCCACAAGCUGAAGCACCUGCCGGAGAAGUACAUGAUGAACAGUGUGCUGGAGAACUUCACCAUUCUGCAGGUGGUGACGGACCGGGACACCCUCGAGACCCUGCUGUGCGUCGCCUACGUCUUUGAGGUUUCGGCUAGCGAGCACGGCGCUCAGCACCACAUCUACAGACUCGUGAAAGACUGAGGCAUUGUGGGAAGAGUGACCCCCCCCCCCCCCCCCCUCCCCUCCCUGGACAGCAAGCAAACCUAGCCCCUAUCAGUGCACGCAAAACCUCACUCUCUUACAGGGCUCAGACACAUGGCAUUGGGUGCGAUUUUACCGGAAAGUCAAAGGAAGCCAGAAAAUUGGGAACAUUUUGUCAAGAAAAGUGAGAAUUAUGCCUGGAUGAAAAAGAGGAACAGGUCUUCAUAUUUUUUUUUUUUUACCGCAGAAGACAACUGCAAGACAUUGCAUGGACUGUUAUCUUUCAUUUAAUUUGCUUAGUGCUUGUUUGUUUUAGCUAGUGUCUUUUUACCCAGUUGCAUUGCAGCAAUACAUUGAAGGGAGCUGAUGAAAAGGUCCCACCUAGUGGUGAUCAUUUGCAACUACAGCACUACAGCGGAUAUUAUGAUAGGAGGCCUCCCCACCGAUUUCGCUACUACGUCCGCUCCCAACCUGGCAUCCCAGAACAUGCCCGUCUUUUACGUCUGCCAAAAAGGAAUCUUUGGAUGAUGAAGAAAAUGUAUAACCUUAUUUUGGUUGUUUUAAAGAUGUAAAAUAAUAUAUAACGUUAGUACCAUUGAAUGAAAAAUAAACGUAAAUUAAAUCAUUUUAAUUCAGCUGCCA
Paramormyrops kingsleyae is the source of this 1758-nucleotide messenger RNA. NCBI's taxonomy places the organism in Eukaryota, Metazoa, Chordata, Actinopteri, Osteoglossiformes, Mormyridae. The record is from RefSeq and is a predicted model, not a curated record.